This is a messenger RNA of Rodentolepis nana, 402 nucleotides long. NCBI's taxonomy places the organism in Eukaryota, Metazoa, Platyhelminthes, Cestoda, Cyclophyllidea, Hymenolepididae. The record is from the annotation of a GenBank genome assembly.
AUGGAUCGAAGGAUAGGUUACAUUAUCAUCGCUCUGCUGUCAGCAUUGCUUUUCUUUCUCGCGGUCGGAUACAACGGUUGGCCGUGUGGUGGGAGUCCUUUGAGUGAUAGGUGCAAACGCUUGAAAUUGUAUGAAACAACUGGUGCCCUGAUAUUAACCGCCGGUCUUCUGGCCCUUCUGUGUGGAAUAAUCUUGAUUUUUGCUUUGCUCAAGGGCGGAGAUUGGACAGAGAUUGCAUCGUUGGUGUUGGCUUUGCUGGCAGCCAUAAUAGGCAUGGCCGGGGUAUUUUACUACUAUGACAAUAGUGCAUGGUGGGGCCCAUUCAUUGCAACUGUUGGCAUGUCUUUGACCAUAGCACUUGCUGGAAUCAUUCUUUUUGAUGUUAUCACCAGCCGCACUUGA